Ruditapes philippinarum (Manila clam) is the source of this 5514-nucleotide messenger RNA. RefSeq lists its product as uncharacterized. NCBI's taxonomy places the organism in Eukaryota, Metazoa, Mollusca, Bivalvia, Venerida, Veneridae. The record is from RefSeq and is a predicted model, not a curated record. Gene Ontology annotation, biological process: DNA integration. Gene Ontology annotation, molecular function: nucleic acid binding.
GGAACCUUCUUGUUGCGUUCCAAUGUAGUCUAUUUCUACUUACCUGUGCCGCAUAUACUCUUAGACUUUGUGGUGCUUUGUCGCUUUGAGGUAUUUUUUGUUCUUUGAGUUUUUUAAUUGCUCAUUGUAUUUACUUGUAAAAGGAGGCAUUUUUAGCGGUUUUUUUAUCAAAUCUAUAAUUCAGUCUUGUAGCCCCCCACAGUUCUUUUACCACUACACUUCACUUACGAAUAAAUGGUUAACUGACCAGCUCGUUGUUUUAUGACUUAUCCAAGACAUGGGCCUGGCACAGUAAAAGAACUGUUGAAGAAAAUUGCUACACUAAUCCACAUUUGUGAUGAUGUGUCCACAUUUGUGAAGAUUUGAGAAUUAUACAAUUAUGAAUAAUAGUGUAAAAUGACAUCUCGAAUCAAAAAACAUUCGGAAAAGGGCAAAUCGAUUUUUAUGGAACAAAUUGCCAAGUAUAAAAGUGCUGUUUGCGUGACAUGGGAUGAAAUAGAUAACCUUAAGUACUAUGAAAUAGAAGGAAAGAACAUAACUGAAUUAAAAGAAAGAAAAUAUCAUUUGACAAAAAUAAAUGAUCAUAGAAAGGAACUUGAAGCAGAAUUUUCCAAUUACCUUGAAAGGACCAACACAAUUGAGAGCAAUCUCGAACUCAUUGAAUUAAAUAGAAAAAUAAGAGAUAUUGAUAACAUUGUUGCCGAAUUUCUAUCGAAACUGAAUAAAACAUGUGGAGUUGAUUUCAGCGACACCUGUUCCCAACGUUCAGUCAUGUCUACGACAUCUCGGGUAUCGACAAUCACGGUUAAGCUUGCCCAGGAGGCUGUAGCAAAAACGAAGGCAGAUUUUGCCUUGAAAGAGGUUGCGAUUAUCAAGAAAGAGGCUGAAUUAGCAGAAAAAGAAGCAAUUGAAGAAGCUGUACGGAAAGCCGCUGCAGCUAGGAGAAAAACAGAAUUGGAGGCAGAACUUAUGUUACUAAAACGACAGGAGGAAGCCGAGACUGCAAAGGUCGCUUCUGAAAUUUAUGAAAACAGCUCAAGAGGAUCAAAUUCUUUGAAAUUAGAAAAAUCAAUGUUAAGCACGAGUGAAAAAGUAAACAGGUACCUCUCUUCUCAAGAAAAACAGACACCUAAUGAAAUAAAUCCAUAUGUAACUGUAGCAACUGAACCAGAGAAAAAUAGUGUUGAAAAUGACUUUGAUGAAAUGAAAGGUGGAUCGUACCUCGUACCUCCAGAAUUUGCUCCGCCUCCACCACCAAUUAUUCAAAAUCAAAGUGUCAAUGACCUUUCCAAAUAUCUAUUAAAGAAAGAACUCCUGUUAAAUCGACUUUAUAAAUAUGACGAAAAACCAGAGAACUACCUGAUGUGGAAAGCCAGUUUCCAGACUGUUAUGACAGAAUUAGAAGUUACUGCCUUUGAAGAGCUGGAUCUUUUGAUAAAAUGGCUAGGUCCAGAAUCUGCACGACAAGCUACCAGCAUUAGGGCAUCUUGUGUUGGCAGUUCAGAUACAGCGAGAGAACGGAUUUGGUCGCGUUUGGAUGACAGAUAUGGUACUCCAGAACGCAUUGAAGUAUCUUUGAAACAACGCUUGGAUGCCUUUCCUAAGAUUGGAGUCAAAGAUAACAAAUUACUUUACAGCCUUUUCGAUACUGUUGCUGAAAUUAACUUCCUGAAAGAAAACCCAAGAUACAAAGACAUGUUGUCUUUCUACGACACUUCCUAUGGUGUCUCACCAAUUGUCGCGAAACUUCCAGGGCAUCUGCAGGAAAGGUGGACAGUUAAAGCAUCGGGUUACAAAAUGACAAAUAACGUAUCAUAUCCACCUUUCAGUUUCUUCAUGCAAUUUCUAGAUAUCCAAUGCAAAAUGAAAAAUGAUCCAAGUUUCGUCUAUGAUUCAUCAAAUACGCCUUCCUACCCUAGACGUUCGCCAGGGGGUGUUAGAGUGAAUAAACUAGACAUAGGAAGUCACAGUGAUAAAGGACAAUUGGUAAAAAAUCAAGAAAAAUCUGCUCUCAAAUGUCCAAUCCAUUCUUCGAACACACACCAGCUACAAUCGUGUAGGGACUUCAGAAAGAAAAGUUUCCAGGACAAAAAGAAAUGUCUUCGAGAAUUCAACUUGUGUUACAGAUGUUUUGAACCAUAUCAUGGGAGAUGCUCAAAGGUGUUUGUAUGCAGUGACUGUCAAAGGAAUCACCUUACAGCCAUGCAUAUCAAUUCUACAGCUGCACCAAAGGACGGCGGGGAGUCAGCGCAAUCUCGACCGCCAGGAUCAAACGCUUUAUCUUCAGAUGGUAGGGCCCCUCAAGUAGUAAACAACAGAUGUACCAUGCUUUGCGGGCAUCCAGGGUUUAAAGGGAAAUCAUGCGCAAAAAUUGUGUUGGUAGAUGUUAAAUGUGAGGAAACCGAUUGUAGUGUUAAAUGUUAUGCAAACAUAGACGAUCAAUCUAUUAAAACUCUUGCAAGUCCAACUUUGCUUGAUAAAUUAAAUAUAAAGGGUCAGCUCUUUGAAUUUUCUGUUAACACUUGCAAUGGAGUGCAAGUAAAAACUGGGAGACGUUCAAAAAAUUUAAUUAUAAGUGCAAACCACGGCAGUGGAAAAUUCUUUGUUGAUGAAAUAUUAGAAUGCGAACUUCCGCAGAACAGAGAGGAAAUCCCGACGCCAGAGGUGGCUUUGGCGUAUGAACACCUUAAGGACAUAGCCUCACAUAUCCCGCCUUUAGAUCAGUCAUGUAGCAUGGACCUCCUCAUUGGUCGUGAUGUAAUCGGAGCUCAUCAUAUCGAAGAACAACGCCUAGGUGGCAGUAGCAUGCCUUACGCUCACAAAUUGCCACUUGGUUGGGUUAUUGUAGGUGAAACGUGCCUCGGUGCUUCGCACAUGACAAACUAUAUUAGUGUUAACAAAACAUAUAUAGGUGACGAUGGAAGGGCCUCUUUGUUGCCGCCCUGUCCAAGCAUUUACCAUGUGUCUGAAAAGGUAGACAGUGCUGACCUAGUUGAUUGUGUUAAGAAUAACUGUUCUAGUACCUACAUUAUUGACAAUGGUAGACAUACUCUGUUUAAACAAUGUAAUGAAACAUGUACUCAUGAUCAUAGCAAAAUGUUUUGCUACGAUUCUGUGUUCGCUUCUGAUGUCCGUGACGAUAAAGUGUCCUUGUCCAUUGAAGACCGUACCUUUCUGUCCAUAAUGGACACUGAGUUCACCUUAGGCGCAGACAGUAAAUGGUCUGCUCCCCUUCCCUUUAAGGAAAAUCGACCAAAACUUCCCAACAACAAGGCCUUGGCACUUCAAAGAGCCAGAUCCCUCAAGGUUAGCUUAAAUAAAAACCCUAUAAAGAAGCAGCAUUUUGUAGAGUUCAUGGGAAACCUGAUAACCAGUGGUCAUGCUGAACUUGCCCCAUCGCUACCUAGUGGUAAAGAGUGUUGGUACCUACCUAUCUUCGGGGUGUACCACCCCAAGAAGCCAGGGAAAAUCCGUGUCGUGUUCGAUUCGGCUGCUCAGUUUGAAGGGUUGUCUCUUAAUUCUGUGUUACUUCAGGGUCCAGAUCUGACAAACAGUCUCCUUGGUGUCCUACUUAGAUUUCGUAAGGAACAAGUUGCGCUUUCAGUAGAUAUAGAACAGAUGUUCUAUUGUUUUAGUGUUAAAGAGUCUGAUAGGGACUAUCUCCGUUUUUUGUGGUUCGAAGAUAACGAUCCUUCAAAAUCCCUAGUAGAAUAUCGCAUGUGUAAGCAUGUUUUCGGGAACAGUCCCUCCCCAGCAAUAGCAAAUUAUGGUCUACAUAAGUCGGUUGAGAGUGCUGACAAUGAUGUCAAAGAGUUUGUGAAGAAAGAUUUUUACGUGGAUGAUGGUCUGACGUCUUGCCCUACAAUUUCUGAAGCCAAAAGUUUGAUUGAACGCACACAAAGUUCACUUGCAACUAAGGGUAUACGGCUUCAUAAGAUAUCUUCUAAUGCUCUAGGUGUUAUGAAGGGUUUGCCCCGAGAUGAUCUUUCGGCAGAUUUGAAACGCUUAGACUUUGAUCUGGAGAGUUUACCUAUGCAACGUAGUUUAGGGCUCCAAUGGGACUUAAAUGCAGAUUGUUUCUUGUUUAGUAGUCAAAUACAGGGUAAGGCAGUGACAAAGAGAGGUGUACUCUCUACAAUUCAUAGUGUGUUUGAUCCCAUUGGCUUCUUGGCGCCCGUCAUUAUCAAUGGAAGAUUAAUAUUGAGAGAUGUUGUUUCAGGCGCAACAGGCUGGGACGAACCUUUGCCCUCACAUAUUGAGACCAGGUGGUUGCAUUGGUUGGGUAGUUUGACAGAUUUGGAGGAUUUAAAAAUCUCUAGAAGUUUGUUUGAUAUUUCACUAUCCAGUAUGACAAAUUUAGAGCUUCAUACGUUUUCAGAUUCAUCAGAAAGGGCUAUUGCAGCAGUAGUGUAUCUUGUAGGAUGUUCUAGUGAUGGUGAGAAAAAGGCCAGUUUCAUUAUGGGUAAAUCUAAGGUCGCUCCUUCGAAAGGCCAUACCAUUCCACGUUUGGAACUCUGUGCGGCAGUGUUAGGUACUGAGUUGUAUUCUUUGGUAUAUGAAAACCUUGAUACUGUCAUUACGGCUUCUCAUUUUUAUACGGACAGCAAAGUAGUGCUAGGGUAUAUAGGAAACCAAUCCCGUAGAUUCUUUACAUAUGUGAGUAAUAGAGUUCAGAAGAUUAGGCGUGUUAGUACUCCUAGACAAUGGAGGUAUGUAGCUACAGACAAAAAUCCAGCAGACAUUGGUACCAGAGGAGCUAAUCCUAAGGAGUUACAGGAUAGUAUCUGGUUGUCUGGCCCAGCUUUCUUGUGUAACAGUGAGCCCCCAAUGAUAAAUGAGUUCUUUCCAUUACUUGAUCCUCAUCUAGACAGUGAAGUACGCAUGGAAGUAUCUACCAUGACGACUUCUGUAUUCAAGAAAGCCAGCUUAGGCUGUGACCGUUUUGAACGCUUCUCUUCAUGGAGUAGAUUAGUGUUAGCUAUGAGUAUUCUUGUACACAUUUUGUUUGCCUUUCAGAAGUCACUCAUAUGUAAAGGUUGGCAUGUAUGUUCAGUCUCUUACUCUGAAGAAAGUAAGAAAAGGGCAGCCUCUGUAGUGUUACGUGAAGUCCAGUAUCGGCAUUACAAGUCAGAGAUUGAUGCAUUGACUGUUAAGAAAUCUGUCGGUCUUAGUAGUAAAUUAGCAAGUUUAGAUCCAGGGCUUGACGGCGAAGGGUUGCUUCGUGUCGGUGGUCGUCUACGUGAAAGUGAUCUCUCACUUGAGGAAAAACACCCUAUUAUUUUGCCAUCCAAUGAUCAUGUUAGUAAAUUGAUAGUGAGACAUUAUCAUGAAUUAGUAUAUCAUCAGGGAAGAUUGUUCACUCAAGGAGCUAUAAGGCAGGCAGGGUAUUGGAUUGUUGGUAGUAAACGUGCAGUCUCAUCCCUGAUUUUUAACUGUGUCACUUGUAAAAAAUUAAGAGGUAGGUUCGAAAACCAGAAGAUGUCGGAUUUACCUUCUGAUAGGUUGGAGAAGGCG